GUUCUGUUGGCCUUUUUGGACGUGGCAGCUGUAUCGCUGGUGGUAUUGCCAGUAUAUAUCUCAUAAGCGAUAUGAUCUGGGGUCACUAUAGCGCCGCACGAUAAGCCGAUACAAUAGGACGAAAAUGGCAUCAUCCCGCCGCCUGGUCACGGACUCCGAGAAGCAGGUUAUCAGGUCAGAUGACAUGCAGCAAAAAUGGUACCAACCGCCAUCAAACCGAAGGGCUAGUCUUGUGAAGGCCUGCAUUGUUACGGUAAUUGCUCUUUUGGGGCUUUAUAUUUACCUUCCGGGAUUAGACUUGGCUUCUUAUUUCACGCCAUGUGCAUUUCAGAGGCAGUCUGUAGUCGGCGAGGACGCUAGCUUGGGUGCAGUGGCGAGCGAGAGCGCUGCAUGCAGUGCUGCGGGGAUUGAGAUGUUGAAGAAAGGAGGUAACGCAGCAGAUGCGAUGGUGGCAACGGUAUUUUGUGUUGGCGUUAUUGGCAUGUAUCAUAGUGGCAUUGGAGGUGGUGGCUUUAUGUUGAUACGAUCUCCUGAUGGCACCUUUGAGAGUGUUGAUUUCCGUGAGACUGCACCGGCCGCUGCCUUUCAGGACAUGUACACCAAUGAUACGAAGGCAUCCAUCGAAGGGGGACUAGCAAGCGGAGUGCCUAGCGAAAUACGCGGCUUGGAGUAUUUGCAUGAAAACUAUGGCGUCCUGCCGUGGUCCACAGUCUUGCAACCUGCCAUAAAAACUGCUCGGUAUGGCUUUCCCAUGACGGAAGAUUUGAUGCGUGCAGUACGCUCGACGGUGAAAGGCGGGAAAACCUUUCUCGUAGAGGAUCCAUCAUGGGCUUUAGACUUCGCACCUAAUGGAACCUUGUUAAAUCUUGAAGAUACCGUGUACAGAAAGAGAUAUGCAGAUACGCUUGAAACCAUUGCGAACGAAGGACCAGAUGCCUUCUAUACCGGCUACAUCGCUGAAACAAUGAUCAAAGCCGUUCAAGACGCUAAUGGUACGAUGACAUUGCAGGACCUUGAGAACUACGGGGUAGUUGUGGGAGAUACUCCCCAGAUUGACUACAGAGGUUACAAAGUCACCAGUACGUCGGCACCAUCGGCUGGCUCUAUUGGGCUAAGCAUAUUGCGGAUUGUAGAGGGAUAUGAAGAUUUCUUUUCACCAGACUCGAUUGCGCUGAGUACACAUCGACUUGAUGAAGCUAUGCGGUUUGGUUACGGUCAGAGAACAACAUUUGGUGAUCCUGCAUUUGUGGAGGGUUUGUACCAGCGCGAGCAGGAUAUUCUCAAUGACACUACCGUUGAAGGUAUUCGACGGCGUAUUUCCGACCUACGUACUCAGAAUAUAUCCGCGUAUGAUCCAGACGGACUUGAAAGCUUGGAUACGCCCGGGACGUCUCAUAUUUCUACAGCCGAUCGCUCCGGAUUGGCGGUUACACUCACCACGACGAUCAACUUAUUCUUUGGCAGCUUGUUGAUGGUCCCCGAGACUGGUAUCAUUAUGAAUAAUGAAAUGAACGAUUUCUCAAUUCCUGGGUCAUCGAACGAAUUCGGCUUCGUCCCAUCUCCCUCCAACUAUAUCCGGCCAGGGAAAAGACCCCUCUCGUCCAUCACGCCUAUGAUCGUCACGCACCCUGAUGGCUCCUUGUAUUUCGUCACCGGUGCCGCCGGCGGCAGUCGCAUCACGACCGCUACCGUGCAAAGCGUCAUUAACGUAAUUGACCGGGGAAUGGACCCGUUCGGUGCGCUUGCCGAGCCGCGUUUGCACGAUCAGUUGAUCCCUAACCGGGUUACGUUUGAGUACAGCUUCAACAACGACACGGUCAAAUCCAUGCAGACACGCGGACACAAUGUGACCUGGGUAGGACCGGGACAGAGCUCCGCCCAAAGCGUGCGACUAUUGCCCAACGGCACAUUUGAGGCCGCUGGAGAGCCACGGCAAAAGAAUUCCGGAGGGUAUGCUAUAUAAUUGGUUAUUUAAUCUGAUCUGUGACUUUAUUUUAUGUUAGAUAUAGAUUGUUUUAGACAGAAUGUUUGUUGAUCAAUAUCAUCCGACUUUCACACUAACCCUUUUUCAUUGUUUCCACUUAAUCCACUGUAUACCAAGACUACAUAGUUAUGUAUAGUAAGGUGGAUUAGAUCAGACAAUAACGAUCCCAUGGGACACCCCGCUUCGGCCCGCGGUUCCAACCCAAACCUUGUUUAACUAACCCCCUCAAGCCAGGACUAAACACACAAC
Molecule: messenger RNA, 2233 nt
Organism: Talaromyces proteolyticus
Lineage: Eukaryota; Fungi; Ascomycota; Eurotiomycetes; Eurotiales; Trichocomaceae
Product: gamma-glutamyltranspeptidase
Exons: 8
Coding region: 125-1963 (612 amino acids)
Biological process (GO): glutathione catabolic process
Cellular component (GO): plasma membrane
Molecular function (GO): glutathione gamma-glutamate hydrolase
Source: RefSeq, a predicted model, not a curated record